CACACUGAAUAGCGUUGAAAGUUUCUCCCCAGCGUUUCUACUUUCGGGUGGUAUCGGUGGAGCAUCCAGUUGAUGCAAACCUAUUAAAUCGCCCUUUUCUUGUCCCUUUUCCCUGUUCGAAUCCCUCUAUUUCGAAGGGAAUGAGCUGGCACCGCUGCAGCUGGUAAAUCAAGUCGCGAAUCAAAUGUGCCAUACGCGGUAUGGGAUACAGUCGAUACAAUGGCGUUUGUUUUAAGAAUAGUUUAGGUUUAAUUGUUUUAACAGUAGCCACUUAGUAUAGGGAAGUAGUCGUUUUUUAACGCCGGUGUUCACCCUAGUUAGAUUAGGAAAGUGCGCGUAUCCAGAGCGGAAGACACCGAGGAAGAAAGAACGCCCUUAAUCGAUUUUUCGCGGACGAAUUUCAAGUAGAACGAGGGUGUCUGGGAAGUUUCGGCCACGGUGUGUUCAGUAGAAAAUCCACCAUUGAUCAUCCACGUUAGGAAUGCCGUCAGGAAAGCGUUCAGCAUUCCGAAGAUAUUGUGAGGAUUCUACUUUGGCCUUGCAAAGUAUGCGGUUUCGGAGAAGAAUCCAUUCCUGGCAGUUUUCGGCCAUGCCUGUGACGAACUAUUGAUUUUUUACGUACGACUAGACGUAGAUAUGGUGUCCCGAUUUGUACCCAGCGGGCCAGUUAAGCCGGAUGGGUUAUGUUUGUUGCCCCCGCCGCCCCAUUAUCGGCUAAUGCCACCCCAGCCACGAUCUGAUGGGUCGUUUCACAGCCAGGGUGCCCCGUAUGUAAAUCAGGCGCCGGGUCCAAAUCAGGGGCCAGGAUUGCGCGGUUUGCCACCCACUGGCCACCCCAACCAAUCAUCGACGCCACCUACCCAAGAAUUGAAAGUUCCUGGGCUCCCUGGCCAAAUUCCCCAAAUGCAAUUCGUUCAGGGACCAGUGAGAACUGCUCCAGCACCGUUCUAUCAAUCAAGAGGAACAGCAGGCCCUCACGCACAACCCCAAAGAAUGCCUAAUCAGCAGCAUCGGGCUCAGGGCCCUGCCCAAAUCUACCAACAACAGUAUCAGGUGGUUCAGCCACUGUUUAUUCAGCAGAACACGCCACUUUACUACAACAACGCUAGACACCCGAAUAAUUUGAUGGCGCAACCGCCUUACCAGACUCAGGUUUAUCCGCAACCGUUGGCUUAUCCUGCAUUUCCUCCGCCUGUAGCUGCAGCUGGACCUUCCACAUACUCGUCGUUGACUUAUCAACCGUUGGCUUAUCAGCCUGCUAGCAAUUCCAUGCCCAUACCCAGGCCUGCUGGAAAUGCGGUAGCUGCAACUGCUCCUAAUGCGGCGUCUGGAAAUAUAUCCGUAGGGAGCCAGCCAGGCCCGAUACAUAAUUCGUAUUCGAGGGCCAACAACAGCCAGAAGCGGAGGCCUUUUGCUCUAUCGAUCAUCGAUCCAUCGACUGGUCAGGAUAGGCUUGACGAAAUUUUUGAGAACGCAUCACAUCCCGCUUCCGAAGACUCUUCCGCUAGGCAAACUCCACAACCUGCCCCAGUUCUAAAUCACCAUAAGGAGAUUCAGGCAGCAUUUGCCAAGCAAGUCGCUCAAGCAAUUGAUGCAGAUGGACCGCCGCGUGCUUCAGUAGAUACUCCCAUCGCAUUAGAAACUCCUACUGUAAUUCAAGAACCGCCUAGCGAACAGUUUAAUCCGCAGCCUGUAGUCGCGCCCUCGAUGUUCGGCAUCAAAUUAUCCGCUACCACCAAGUUCGAUGUAGAAAGUAGCAAUCUGCAGUAUGAUGCCAAGGAGUUCGUGAGCACCGCCUCUAUGCCCUUCAAGGAGCCGACUCCGAUCGUAUCUGCAAACAGUGAAGCGGCCGAAGUAAUUUUGACUAAAGCGAAGGACCGCGAAAGUCCCGUCAAGAGUCGGAAGCAAGGGCCGCGCGAGCCCAAGCCUGAUUUAGAGCAAAUUUUGGAGAACUCAAAAUCCUUGAACCAGGAAGACGAACCUAAGGAUUUAGAGUGCAACAAGAUUUAUUCCAUAGUACAGGAAGACAUUGCCUCGACGCCUGAAAGCUCAGCAGCAAAUACGCAGCCCGUCGUUGAAGACCCGAUCGCUUCAGAGGAUAAGGAACAGACCGUUUUCGUUGGCGGUUUAAACGACCAGAAAAACGCGUCGAAGAAUCCCGCGGUGGUUGAACCAAAGAGUCCGGAACUCGAGGUUCAGCCUACAUCUGUUCCUGCUGAAGCCGCUGCUUCGGGUAAUGGAAAAUCGAAGCAUUUCCGUAAUAAGCAAAUUCAAAAUGGAAAGGCUCAUGCUGCACCGGCGCCACCAGCUGCACCAGUGCAAGUACCUGUGCCACAGCCGCCUAAGUCCAAUAAUAAGUCGAGUAAGACGAAAGAUAUUAACUUGAAGGGAGCCAACAAAGAAGGCACCGAUAUGGAUGCAUUUAACGAGAACAAUGACCAACUGCACCUAGCAGAAGUUAAUUCUGAUGCGAAAACCGACAAUGGCAGUAAUGUUAACUUAUCCAACGAUAAACUUCAGAAGUUCAAAUCUGAGAAGGAAGCAGAAAAAGUGCCACCGACGGCCGUGAAAACCGAUCAGAUUAUCGAUUUGGUAAAUGCCAAUCCAAUUCAACAGACUGGGCCACCAAAAGUUGUGCCCAAACCAUCAGUCGAAACGGAUGAGAAAGAAUUUCGCCCAUGUCUCCAAAAUGAGAAAGAUGCAAAUGAAAAUGUCACAAUCAAGGUGGAGUCACAAGUCUCCCAAAAUGCUCCUUUGAGCGCCCCUGCCACUGCACCCGCACCAGCACCUGCUCCAGUAGCUGCCCCUGUCCCAGCCGGUUUAUUUAGUUCCGUCGGAACGCAACAAUUAAAUAAGCCUAGUGGGUUAUUAGCUACGUCAAAACCGUCUGCUAACAAAGUCUUCGAUGUUACUAGCAUUAUCAAGGAUGUACCUAAGCCGCCAAUGAUUUUCCCGAUUGGCGACAAAAAGGACGAAGCUCGUUUGUCAGCAAUCAGGACGGCUGACGGUGGGCGAGGCGCUACUAUCAAUCCGAUGAUUGACAAUUACGGCUCGCUGAAGACUGAUUCUUCUUCAUUGAUUCCAAAAAUUGUCUAUAAGCCAGGGCAAUGGGCUCCAAAUCAUCUUGAUGGCCUCAAGGUGUACGAUCGGGAAUUUUUGUGGUCCAUAAAAAGUCUUCCUGCCAGCAAUGUAAAGCCCGACGACCUCCCCGAUUAUAUUCUCUCCGACGAACGGAAUCGUCAGAUCGAUAGUCGUCUUUCGAUGCCGAGUCGUUCGGAUCACAUGCCGUCAUUCAACAAUUAUGUGGGAAAGUCCGGCUCUCAAAGAGGGACUGUGAACAAGCGCGGUAGUCAGUCUGGAAAAAUGGGAAGCAGAGGCGGAGAUAAAAUCGGGAUGGGGGGCAAACCUGGACCGAAAGUAUCAAUAUCGCUUCGUGGCGAUGUAAAACUGAACCAAUCUGAAAACGCCUGGAAACCCACUAGGCUCAAUAAGGUUGGCGAUGCCACGAGUGAGGAGGACAUUAAAACGACGGCUUUAAUGAAGAAGUUCCGUUCUAUAUUGAACAAACUCACACCACAGAGGUUUGCUACUCUAGUGAGACAAGUGACUGAGCUGGACAUUGAUACUAAAGACCGAAUGAAGGGCGUAAUUAAUUUAACAUUUGAGAAAGCUGUUGAUGAACCCAAUUUUGCGCGCUCGUACGCAAUGCUGUGCAGCGAGAUCCAGAACAUGCAUGUGGUUUCCGAUCAGAAGGCCGUUGUCUUUCGGGGUGUGCUGAUCAAUCGGUGUCAACUUGAGUUUGAAAAACAUACCAUCGAUGAGAAAAUCAGAAAUGCAAAGGUGGAGGAAAUCGAUCAGACCACCGACUUAGAGAAAAAGAAGGAACUCGAAUUCGAACUUGAGGAGUAUGACAGGCGACUUCGUAUGAAAUCAGUCGGAACCAUGCGUUUUAUUGGGGAGCUAUUUAAGCAAAGUAUGUUAACGGUUAACAUUAUGAGACGUUGCUUGGAAAGUCUUCUGUCACAUAAAAGUGAAGAAAGCUUAGAGUGCCUUUGCAAGCUGCUGUCCACAAUCGGCAAGGAGCUGGAAGCAUCCUCAUGCUCGCUCAUCGACAUAAUUAACGAGAUGAAAAAAAUCGCUGAUGGCAAACGGCAACAGAUCAGCAGCAGAAUACGUUUUAUGCUGCAAGAUGUGAUUGAGUUGAGAGAUUCGAAAUGGGUUCCAAGGAGAGGAGACACCAAUCCAAAAACUAUCGACCAGAUUCAAAGAGAAGCUGAAAAGGAGCAAAUGAACAUCCAGGUGAUUAAUAACUCGAAUCCGCCACGCAGAGACGAUCGUGGUGGAAGCAUGAGAAGCGAUAGAGGCGGCAACAGAUCGAAAAUGUCUGAUGAAGGCUGGAGUUCGGUGACGAAGGGUAAUCGAUCGUUUACGAUUCAGCCGUCCAAAAUGAGAGCGCCCAAGCUGUCUACUGAUGAACGGCUGGGAUCUAGCCAUAUGUUUGGCGCCUUUGUUAAGGGUGCCGGUUCGUCAACGGGGUCUCAAUUCAAUUCCAACUUUGGAGGUAAUAGAUACGACGUGUUGCAACACAACACCGAUUGGAUGGACAAACAGUCUUUACAAUCGAGAAACAAAGACCCAUACCCAGGCUCCAAAGGGUCCAGUAUGGAGAGAAACACCUACAAAGGGGUGUACGAGGGCAGAGGCUCGCAACAGCGCGACUCUAACAUUCCCGUAUGGGGUAUGGGACCUCCAAAUCCAGCGCCUCCUGUUGCGGCCUCUGCGGCCCCGCAACCCGCUCCAGCAGCGCCACUGGCACCAGCUCCAGUAAUUACCCUUGAAGUAGACGAGGAAUUCUUCCGGGAACAUCUAAAGGUUGCCAUAGAUGAAGCUCUCUCCGUCUCUUGCACAUCACUCGAAUUCUAUGAAGAUGUAAAACGGCAUUGUCUUCCAAAGGAUUAUCCCAAUGUGAUUUACCAAUGUUAUAACUACACUUUGGAGAUAUCUCUGGCCUGCAGAAUGAAAACUGGCGAACUUAUGGCAACUCUGAUCAGUGCUGGGAAAAUGACUCUCGAGGACUUUUUUAAAGGGUUUGGAGAACUGCUAGGAUUAUGGGAAGAUUUGAUCAUUGAUGUACCACAAAUUUGGCAAUAUUUGGCUGAGGAUCUAGUUUGCUUGGUUCUGCGCGAAGUAUUGACAAUCCAGUCUCUUAAGAAGCUUCUUGAGAUUUUAAUUGAAAGGAAUGUGUCAAUAAAGCUGUUGAAACCUUUGUUUGCGUUAGUGGUGAAGGAGAAGGGGCCAAACUUCCUUCACAAGAUUUUCCUACAAUCGGGACUCAAGUUGUCCGACUUUAUGCAGGAGUCUGAUGUGGGGCCUUUUGUUCAACAGAACAAUCUGGAGUUCCUUAUUGGCGGUGGUGCGCCAGUGGGGGAAAGUAUUAUAUCAAGCGACGCCAUCAAGAACAAAUUAGCGGAAUUCUUCCAGAGAAAGGCGUCAUUUGAUGAGAUUGUUAACUGGAUAUCGGCAAAUGUUGGCGAUCACGUAAAAGACUUUGAAUUCACCCGAGCCUUAGCAGGUGCUAUUUUUGAAGACUCGAUACCAAAAAAUAAGCUGCAACCCGAGGUGCUGACCGGUCACGGAAAACUGUUGCAGAAAUACGUCGAUAACGAUACCACUUACGAGCUGCAGUGUUUAUACGUUUUACAAUCGUUAGUCCACAAGUUGGAGCAUCCAUCAGGUCUUUUGUUGUCUAUAUGUGAUAAAUUGUACGAGGAUUCGACUUUCUGUCAGGAGAGUUUUAUCGCUUGGGAGAAGAGCACAGAUCCCGCUGAACAGGAAGGAAAAGGCGUUGCAUUGAAGCAACUAACGUCGUUCUUUACAAGACUGAAGGAAAACGAAGAGGACGAUGAUUCCUCCUCACAUUCCGAAGACGCUUAACAGUUCUAUCAAGUGAUUGUGAGGAAUCCCAAAGACUUAAAAAAUUAUAGUGAACCAGUGAACUUUUCCAAGUCAGUGGGUGAACUUUAGCACUUGGGUGGGGACGACUAAAUUGCAGAAAAAUAGUCGUACUCGUGUAUCUACUCUUUUUUAAAUUAAAACCGAAGUGGAUGUUCGAGUGGGGGGAGUGGUUGUGGAUUUGUGUAUAUAUGAACUUUUUAAUCCGUAUAAAUUAAUUAAAUAUGCAUGUAAUUUGAAGAAACUAUAAGUUACAUGUGUUUUUAAUUUUUUCAACUCUUGGAGAUUAGGCUCAGUGGUUUCAGCCACGUACACUUUUACAGUACAUUUUACGUACACAAUUACGUAUUUAUUAAUAAUUAUAUUUUGUAUUCAUAUAUAUGUAUAUUUUAUUCUGAUUAGAUACAUUUUUGAGUGGUCGUGCUUUACUAAUAACAGUGGGCUCUAUUAAAAAAGCACGACCCUUUGAAAAUGUUUCUACUGCGGAGCUGUCUGCUGAGCCCCUCAGGGUUAAAAUGUUUAGACUGUACAUUUUAUUUUGUGUUAAUAUUUUGUUAUUUUAUUGUUAAGUUGUAUAUUAAUAUAUAAUUAUCUGUAUAGUAAAUUGCACAGAACAAUAGGUAAUCAAAUUGUAAAGAAAAAAGAACGCCGACGAUCUAUUGUAACUAGUCACAGUUGUAAUUUUUUGACUGGUAUUGUACAUACGGACUAAAAAUAACAAAAAAAACCCCUGUAUUUAUAAAAACAUACCUUUUCCACCAAUGCAACACAUGAUUAAUUGAACUAAUACAACAUGGUUGAAUUAUUCAUAUUUUGCAUGCCACAGUUUUAUUAAUACAGGGCCAAUUCCAUUGCUGCAUAUAUAAACACAUUAUUUUGAGGGUUGGUUGGUAAAAUACGAACUUUUUUUAUGUAAAUCCUGAAACAUGCAGAAUGUGUUUAUUUUUUCUUUAUCUUAAUUUGUGUUUAUAAAAGUGAUUACAUAAAAAGAUGCCACCAA
This is a messenger RNA of Dendroctonus ponderosae (mountain pine beetle), 6952 nucleotides long. RefSeq names its product eukaryotic translation initiation factor 4 gamma 3. The transcript is spliced from 26 exons. NCBI's taxonomy places the organism in Eukaryota, Metazoa, Arthropoda, Insecta, Coleoptera, Curculionidae. Gene Ontology annotation, cellular component: eukaryotic translation initiation factor 4F complex. The record is from RefSeq and is a predicted model, not a curated record. Gene Ontology annotation, molecular function: mRNA binding; protein binding; translation initiation factor activity. The coding region runs from base 637 to 5934 and encodes 1765 amino acids.